This is a messenger RNA of Solanum tuberosum (potato), 1298 nucleotides long. RefSeq names its product probable 2-oxoglutarate/Fe(II)-dependent dioxygenase. Bases 60 to 1145 code for a protein of 361 amino acids. The record is from RefSeq and is a predicted model, not a curated record. The transcript is spliced from 4 exons. NCBI's taxonomy places the organism in Eukaryota, Viridiplantae, Streptophyta, Magnoliopsida, Solanales, Solanaceae.
UAUCAAAAACAAGUUCUUUUAGAGGAAGCCAGAAAAAAACAACAACAACUCAUUUAUCGAUGGAAGAAGCAAGCUCGAGAAAUCUAGGUACUACUUUGAAAGUACCUAGUGUUUGCGAGCUUGCAAAGCAAGAACUAGCAACCAUUCCAUCGCGAUAUAUUCGUGAUGAUUUAGAAAAGAUAUCCUCUUCCAUAUUAUUGCCUCAAGUUCCAGUGAUUGAUAUGGAAAAACUGCUGAUAAUAGGAGAUCAUGAUAAUUCGGAGCUUGAGAGGCUUCAUUUUGCUUGCAAAGAAUGGGGAUUUUUUCAGGUGGUGAAUCAUGGAGUGAGUUCAUCGUUGUUGGAGAAAGUGAAGUCAGAAAUCCGAGCAUUUUUCGAUCUACCAAUGGAAGAGAAGAAGAAGUUUGAUCAACAAGAAGGAGAUGUUGAAGGAUUUGGACAAGCCUUUGUUUUUUCUGAAGAGCAAAAGUUAGAUUGGGGUGACUUGUUUUACAUGACCACUCUCCCUACUUAUUUGAGAAAACCUCACAUAUUUCCCAAGCUCCCUGACUCACUUAGGGAGAUCAUGGAAGAACAUAGCAAGGAAUUUAAGAACUUAGCAAUAAGGAUCCUGUGUGAAUUGGCAAAGGUUUUAAGGAUGGAUGAAAAGGAAAUGAGAGAUCUAUUCAAUGAUGGUAUGCAGAUAAUAAGGAUGAAUUAUUAUCCUCCUUGUCCUGAGCCAGAAAAAACAAUUGGCAUAAGUCCUCAUUCUGAUGCUGAUGCCCUCACCAUCCUUCUCCAGCUCAAUGAAACUGAAGGUCUCCAAGUUCGAAAAGACGGUAUUUGGGUGCCUGUAAAGCCCCUCCCAAAUGCUUUGAUUGUCAAUGUUGGCGAUAUGAUGGAGAUAUUGAGCAAUGGUGUUUAUAGAAGCAUUGAGCACAGAGCAGUUGUAAACUCAAAGGAAGAGAGGCUAUCUCUUGCAACAUUCUAUGUCUUCAACCUCGACUCUGAAUUAGGACCUGCAUACAGCCUCAUUGGACCAAGUAAUCCUCCAAUUUUUGGAAGAAUUCGUGUAGGAAAAUAUUUGGAGGAUUUUUUUGCACGAAAACUUGAUGGAAAAUCGUUCAUUGAUCUCAUGAAGGUAGAGACAAAGGAUGACGAAUCCUAGGUACCAUUUGAUACUCCAGUUACUCUUUCUAUUGUAAUUUCAAGAUUCAAUGUUUGAUGGCUGUAAGCCUGUAAUAAAGAAGAACAAUAAUACACUCUCUUUUUAUGUAAUUUGAUUUUAUAAAAUGACAAUAAAUUGAGACAUAUUUGUAAA